GGGUAGCGACCGUCGCCAUGUUGGUAUAUCAACUCCAUACGUACAAUCAUUUCCCUCACACCUUGAGCUUCACUCCCGCGGUAAUGUACUCUGUCCAGAUAUUCUUACAUCCAUAGUAAACAUACUUGUGCGUUAAAGCCCUAACAACACAUGCUUUUGUGUGAAAAAUGAGGUACGCACAACUAGUAAUGGGACCAGCCGGUAGUGGCAAAUCCACAUACUGCAGCAUCAUGCAAGAACAUGCUGCUGUCUCCAGGAGACCAGUAUUGGUUAUAAAUUUGGAUCCUGCAGCAGAAUAUUUUGAUUAUGAACCUUUAGAAGAUAUAAGAGAAUUAAUACAUGUGGACGAUCCCAUGGAAGAUGAUGAACUUAGGUUUGGACCAAACGGUAGCCUUAUAUAUUGCAUGGAGUACUUAGUUGAAAGUAAAUGGCUGGAAGAGAAAUUAAGUGAAGUACAGGAAGAUUAUAUAAUAUUUGAUUGUCCAGGACAAAUUGAAUUAUAUACUCAUAUGACUGUAAUACGUAAAUUGAUAACCAUUCUACAGAAUUUAAAUUUCCAAAUAUGUGCAGUAUUUUUAAUUGAUAGCCAAUUUAUGGUGGAUGGAUCAAAGUUUCUGUCAGGAACCAUGGCUGCCCUUAGUGUAAUGAUAAACCUAGAGCUUCCACAUGUCAAUAUUCUUAGUAAAAUGGACUUGUUAUCAAAGAGUGCACGAAGACAAUUAGACAAGUAUUUAGAUCCUGAUCCAGAGGCAUUACUAGCAGAUAUGAAAAAAGAUUCUACAAACAAAAAAUAUCAUAAGCUCACAAAAGCUCUUGGUAGACUCAUAGAAGAUUACAGCUUGGUGCGAUUUCUGCCAUUAAAUAUUAAAAGUGAAAAUAGCAUUGCAGAUAUUAAGAUAACUAUCGAUAAUGUAUUACAAUAUGGUGAAGAUACAGAAGUUAGAGUUAGAGAUUUUGAUGAGCAAUGUUCAGAUGAUAAAGAUUAAAAUAAAUAAUAAUGAGACUAAGGUAAUAAUUAAAAGA
Molecule: messenger RNA, 1023 nt
Organism: Odontomachus brunneus
Lineage: Eukaryota; Metazoa; Arthropoda; Insecta; Hymenoptera; Formicidae
Product: GPN-loop GTPase 3
Exons: 3
Coding region: 168-986 (272 amino acids)
Molecular function (GO): GTPase activity
Source: RefSeq, a predicted model, not a curated record